AUUCAAAAAUAAAAAUUGUAUCUUGUUCGUAUCUGUAUUGAUAUCGUUGUUUUGUUUCCUUUGAUUAGUUGUGUAUGAAGAAAUUGUUUUAUUUCUUUUCUUGUGGUACAAUAAUACGAAUUUAUAAAGUUUACAACUUGUGCAGUUAUUUUGAGAUAAAUAAUUUGUUGCUUCACUAUCAAAAACAGUUUUUAGACCCCUUUUUAGGUUAGUUUAUAGAGUGUAACUGAACAUGACAAAUCAUCUGUCUGGAGGAAAAGCAAAUAUAGCUCUACUUCAAGAAUGGAUUAGAAGUGAAUUGCUGACACUAGUUGACAAAUGUGAUGGAAAUAAGGUAAUAGUGCUGGAUGAUGAGCUGAAUGGACCUAUUGGACUUGUGGCAAAAUCAACAGAUCUUCAAGCUCACGGUAUCACUAAUGCCUUUAUCCUGAGAUCUGGUCGUCUGCCUUCUUCAGAGGCGAGAAAUGUUAUCUUCAUCACCCGUCCAGUCCUGCGCCUCAUGGACAUAAUAGCGGAGAACAUCCAUGGUGAAGAGCGAAGCAAAGUGAGGAGAGAGUUCCACAUAAUAUUUGCACCAAGGAAAAGUUUACUCUGUGAGAAAAGGCUCAAGAACAAAGGUGUGUUUGGCAAUUUGACCUUCAUAGAGGAGUUGCCUUGUGAUAUUUUCCCAUUUGACAGUGACCUCAUGUCCAUGGAACUGCAAUAUGCUUUUAAAGAGUACCAGCUGGAGAGUGAUCCGAGUGCGUUGUACCAGGCGGCACAAGCUGUGAUGACACUGCAACGACUGUACGGUGUCAUCCCACGCGUGUGUGGUGUUGGCGCAGCAGCACAGCAGGUGUGGCAGCUGAUGACGCGACUCUCUCUGGCGGUCACAACCCCCGCUCCUCCGCUGUCACACAUCGACCAGCUGCUACUGCUGGAUCGUGCAGUGGACCCACUCUCCCCCCUCACCACCCAACUCACGUAUGAGGGCCUCAUCGAUGAAAUCUUCGGCAUCAUUAACAAUACUGUGCAUGUACCAGCUCACCGGUUCACUCAAGCGGACGAGGAGGCAGCGUCCGAUAUGAUCCAGAACAAGAAGAUAAUCAUACUCAACUCUGGAGAUCAGCUUUAUGCUGAAAUAAGGGACAAGAACUUCAACGGCGUGGGAGCUGCUUUGAGCAGGAAGGCCAAGCUGAUCUCGUCUCAGUUGGAGGAACGUCGCGGAGAGAAGACAAUACAGGAGAUGAAGCAGUUUGUAGCAAGACUGCCACAUAUGCUGGCCACCAAGAAGUCCCUUGCUACACAUACAACGAUAGCAGAGAUGAUCAAGGAAGUGACCGAUACAGACCAGUUCAUGGACUUCCUGGAUUGUCAACAAGAGAUGAUGCUGUGUGUGGAUACUGACAAGGUUCAGCCAUAUAUUGAGGACUGUAUCGCGCACAAGGAACCUCUAGUCAAGGUGCUGAGACUAAUCUGCAUGCAGUCUGCCACCAAUAGUGGACUCAAGCCCAAGGUUUUGGACUACUACAAGCGAGAGAUAGUGCAGGCCUAUGGCUUCCAUCAUCUGCUGACUCUCAUCAACCUGGAGAAAGCUGGACUCCUCAAAGUUCAGGAAAGACAGAGAGUGUAUCCAGUGGUACGCAAGCUACUGAGGCUGACAGUGGAAGAUGGCAGUGAGGUAGCACCCACCGACGUGAGCUAUGUGCACAGUGUGUACGCUCCACUCUCUGCACGGCUGGCCCAGCACCUGGCACGUGCAGGUGGCUGGCGAGGACUGGCCGAUGUGCUGCCAUUGCUACCCGGACCGUCCUUUGAAGAAACCCAGACUAUUCCCGGUCAGCCAACCAGACGUGGGUCUAUAGACAGUAAACAUUCCACGGCCAGUGAUACAGGUUCCAAGGUAAUCCUGGUGUUCUUCCUUGGCGGCUGUACCUUCGCUGAGAUAUCUGCUCUACGUUUCCUUUCUCAGCAACCAGACUCAAAUGUGGAGUUCUUGAUAGCAACAACAAAACUGAUAAACGGCAACUCCUUCAUUGAGUCUUUAAUGGAACCUAUGCCUCAGGUUUAGCUUUUUACCUCCGACUGUGAUGAAGCUGAUAUACCAAAGGCUUAUUGAACUUUUAUACUUUAUUAUAGUCAUCUAAUUAAAUAUGUUUAUAAUUGUAAAUACUAAUAAAUAUAAUAUGCUUAUAAUUUCUGUUAAA
Messenger RNA from Homalodisca vitripennis (glassy-winged sharpshooter), 2186 nucleotides. It is a transcript of the gene car, whose product is annotated as vacuolar protein sorting-associated protein 33A. Gene Ontology annotation, cellular component: lysosome; CORVET complex. The transcript is spliced from 13 exons. NCBI's taxonomy places the organism in Eukaryota, Metazoa, Arthropoda, Insecta, Hemiptera, Cicadellidae. The record is from RefSeq and is a predicted model, not a curated record. Gene Ontology annotation, biological process: intracellular protein transport; vesicle-mediated transport. Bases 233 to 2050 code for a protein of 605 amino acids.